UAGUACAUGUAUAGUGGACAGCAGUGACAAGUUAUUGUUAAAAUGAUACUGCAAUUUUUCUUUCUUGGAACCCUAAUUUUGGGACUAGAUGGCAGGACACGGAUCAGACGGACUGACCUUAAUUUUCCCAGCUGCUACACCUUAAACGAGCGGGUGGUCAAGCUAUACGAGUCCCUCGGAUGCGCCGUCGAGGAACAUCUCCUUGGGUGCUACAAGUCUCCUAUUUGCCCCGAUGGUUGCAUUGGUGAAGAUCGAGAGAAGCACGCACCUGGUGAUGUCUGGCUGGACGAGGGCGGUGUCCUGAAGUGUACCUGUCUCGCCCCGCGCGAGUACUGGAACGACGAUCUGCCGGCAAUUCCAACUGGUGGAGUCAUGUGGCCCCCCGCAAAGAAAUGCCAGUACUUAGGAUGUCAGAGUAAACUCGACCCAAAAGUGAUCAUUAAGCCGAACACGGAGGCAAAUAUUGUGGACGAGGUUUGCUACUGUACGGAGGGGAAAGAUGCCAGCGGAGGUGUGGCGUAUACUCUCUACUGUUUACCCGCCUAAAAUGCUAAAAAAAUGGAAUUCAAAUUAUUUAAAUUAUAUUAUUGACUUCCAACAUGCUACAGAGUCAAAAACUGUGCAUAAACGUAAAAAAAAACAACAAAAAACAUGCUGCAAACUCAGCUAUCAGGAGCCGUCACAACGCCAAGGACUGGAACAUACAAUAUUAGUCAUUGGCAGUCGCAACGGCCCCUUACCAUUUCACAGCAGGAAAUACCACAAGUACAAGUGUGAAUAAGUCACAUUUUAACUUCUCUGGCUUGCGUGAAGAUUUGUCGGUUUAUGUUCGAUCUACUGUACAUAAACACGUGUAAAGCCGAAUGCAUGAGUGUAUAUUACAUAUACCUUCAGAAAAACGUUCAGUCUGAUAUCAAAAAUACAUUGAACUGAUAGAAAAUGCUAUUUCCGUCUCAGUCGCUGUCUCAUCACGCCGCGGAUCAAAGCAAUACGUUUGCCAUAACAACUCCAGUCUUUACUUCGAUGGAUGUUUCGACAGACAGUGUAGCUUACUACCUGUCAACCAACGGAUGAAGACGUACGUGACGACCAUAAUACUAUCCAUCCAGACACGCCAGAAAGCACGGGAAAGUCUGAAUAGGAUUUUUCAUGAACGUACAAAAGUGAUGUUUUUAUCCUUAUCAAUACAAUGUAGUUCAAGAGUGCUCAUGUUACACAACCUGCCGAACCUUACCUUAUAAUGUGGCGCGUGAUGAUAUACAUUUCGACGACAACGACGAAUUUACCUCGCUAUCAAAAGGAGGUUGGAUUUGAUAAUCUGGAAACGUGUUCGGUGUGAGAACCACAAUACAUGUAAUGCCAGACGGUCUCGAUCUUCGUUCUAUUGCGGAAGAGCUAUGGACACCGACGGGUCACAUGCUGGCAGACGGCCCUCCGGUUUUUUUCAUCCAGCAGCUUAUCGACUUCACUCAAGCGUACGUCAUGGUGGUCGUUCUUCUACUCGGAAUCUCCGGUAACCUAUUAUCAUUUGUGAUAUUUUUCCGAGUGAGGAAGCGGGCGGACGCCUGCGUCCAGUACCUCAGUUGUCUCGCCGUGUCCGACACUGGAGUCAUUCUGAUAGUUGGCGUGACAGACUGGAUAUCAUUUGGGCUGCCUCAUAUCACAAAUGGUCAAUAUGGAUUCAACUUAAUAUCAUAUAGUCACGCAACAUGUAAAAUAAUUGCUGGUUUUUGGCAUCUUUUCGAAGUGAUAUCAGCUUGGAUAAUUGUUGCUUUUUCUGCAGAACGCGCAUAUGUUGUAUGGUUUCCGUUACAGCGCGCAAACAUCACACCAAAUUUGAGAAAAGUCGUUCUAUUUACAAUCGUUCUUGGCGCUGUUUUGCUGUGUGUACAACGGUUUUGGCUCAUGGAAAACAUACCAGGUACCCCGUCGCUUUGCUUUUAUAAAACAGACCCUAUCAUAGCUGCAAUCCUAUGGCAAAUAGACAUCUCUGCAUACGCUUAUUUGCCUUUCCUUCUCAUAGUCCUUGCUAAUAUUUUCAUCCUCGCCGCAAUAAAUCUUGCCAAAACCAAAAAAAUUGGAAACAAUAAAAUCAAAUCCAUCCAGGAGGGGAAAUUACUAGUUUCACUGAUGUCUGUUUCUACUCUUUAUAUCGCCCUGGUUUUACCCGUAUGUGCCAUAUUCGCUUAUUUGGCCGAGGCAACGGACACUUUGCCUGCCCAACAAGCACUUUACCUUUAUUUCGUAGUCAAGUUCCUUACGAUAAUUAGCGUCAAUAAUUACUGUUUUAAUUUUGUAAUCUACGGAUGCACGCUGCCAUUUUAUCGUGAGGAGGUUAAGAAAAUGUUUUCACGAAGCAGACAGCGGUAGAGGGACUUGCAUCUUGGUACUUGCACGGCAUGGCUCCGAAAUCGAAAGGCCGGCCCAGCUGUCCAACGAAUCUCUCCAACACGGGGAUUUUACUUCUCGGGGAUGAAGGACAUAUAAAACAUUUCUUCAUGUACAUUACAUGUAGUUGAGUUCCACCACAGAAUCAUCUGGGUUUUUUGGGUUUAUGGGUUUGGGCUUACGCCAGAGGAGUAUGCACUGGCUUAUGCACUAGCCUUCUACUCUCAUGCUGCAAACUGCCCAAUUUUCGCGAGCCUUUUUAUUUUCGCGGAUUAGCGAAUGAUCUCGAUUUGCGGCGAAAAUAAAAGUCGGGAAAAUAUUAUUUGUUUUGUUAUGAAAAAUUGCAAGACAUUCAAAAAAUGAAAAUCGCAAGAUUUUUUAAGAUCUUUUUUUGUACUUGUAUGUAAAAGUGUUCAAUGGAUGAUUGUUCCAUACGAAGCAAAAUAACAGUGUUCAUGUAACUGAAGCUCACGGUUUAUGCGGUGUUUGCCAUGUAACGUUUACAAGAACAUAUACAAUAUCAUCGAGGAAUCACUCUCUCUAUAAAAGCGCCUUCAACAUUUUCAACAUGGAAAGAGUUAUUUUCAUAAGCACUCGGCGGAUCAAAGUGAUGUGUUUGUCUAAACUGCUCUUAGUCUAUCUAUAUAAUACUAUUCUAGUUUCAUCGAUCUAAGACCGGUUUUAAAUAUAUAUUCAAUUGAAGCUAGAUAAUAUGCACAUGAUCGUUCUACCUUUCAACUUGUUUAAUUUUGUAAGGCAGUUGUUGACGACCCCAAGCUGUCUCAUGGUCAUGAGGUCAUGUCCCGGCUUUACGUUUGUUUCAAUUUCGGAGUGACUUAUCAACCGGUCUCAAGCGCCAGUUACACCUUACCGGAUUGCGUUAACGGACGUCCAACGGAGAGCUAAAUGUUCAAUCCGUUUUCGUCCGUUUACAUGCGUUUCCUAUACGUUUGUCGUUCGGCGAAUGAGUUCCUUGUCAGGCAGUGUUGGGCGAGGUCAGCCCCACCCGGUGGAAAGUUCACAGGACAAAACGAACGACUUCAGGAUGCGGCUUCUCGCAUGUCACAUCGUAUCUUGUCUAUUUUUGAAGUCUUUGUCUUUUGUUUUCCGAUCACAGGAGUGCUCCUCAAGCAUUCCAGAACUUGGCCAUUCUUCCUGCUCACUUCGUAGAUGUGUAGACCUCUUCGGCUGUUUCGCUGACGCUGAUUUUGAAAGAUUGGGCUGAAACUUCCAGUGACCCCUUCAGUCUCAAAGAGGGAUUGCUCAUGGCUUCCUCAGCGACUGCCUCCAGGCGGUAUCUGGUUCGGCCUCGAUAUCCGAGGGUGGAGAGGGGGACCAGGCAUAAUGCUUACUUUUUGCCUUGGCCUUGCCUUUGCCCGCGGAUUCCCCCCCCCCAUCGAUUUACCCUUGGUCAUGUUGCACAUCAGAUGUCAGACCGACUAGAGCCUGCAUGUUAAAAUAGCAGUGCGCCCACGUUCAUUUCCAAGGACUUUUCAUUGUACGUUUUGUCCGUCCCGCGCUUUUUACAAAUACGUUCGAAGAACGUUUGAUCAGCUUCUUAAGCCUUCCGCUUUCGUUUUGACCGGAUAUUAUCCGUUACUCUCAGCUUAUGUCGCUAAUUAGUGGCCACUAAUUGUUCAGUACUUGUGCGGUCAUUGUGCGUUUCGUCCGCUAAAUAUCAGUUGUUCUUCUGUUCGAUGGCCAUCGAGCGGCUACGGACACGACUGGACUUUCAACCACCGGCCCACCAUCUAAUGCCCUUCCUUCACUCCGUCGGACCUCCGUUAACGUAAUCCGCGGUAAAGUGCGAUUGGCGCUCGGAUAAACAAUAGAAUAUAAACCUGUGUGAAAUCAACUUCACGUCCUUCAAAGCCUUUACAUACAUAGACUACCAUGACACGACAAAAGUGGAAAGGCCAGUUGUAUCUAGCGAAUGUUUUGUUCCAAAAUUGAGAUCUCAAGAUCUCCACGGGAACCAAUGUCGUAUGCGAAACUGUUCUCCUGAAAAAAGUGUCCGUCCGGCCAAAUGUAUUCUGUCGUGUUAUGAUAUACAUGUAUCCAAAUGCAGUUCUACCAAGACCAUGAACGUUGAUAUCAAGAGACUGAAAGCGCAUCAUUUGUUACCAGAACCCAUGCCAACUCGGCGGUGAACACCAGUCCUAAUUUCUCCUCUCAAGGAUGGAUAUACGCACAAUGACUUUGGAUCGACAUGCCAGAACCUUCUAUCCUGGGACAUUUUAAACUGUAACACCGGUAUUAAAAGUGUUAUGAGUCAUUCUGUUGUCACCGGUGAUCUUCAAAUUGAUGACAUAGAACACUCAUAUCUCUCACAUCCUGAUCAUGAAGCAUUUUGAAAUUCGUUUAGUGUGCUUCCCACUGACGCUCUGCUGGUAGAUUUACUGUUUCACCAUGGAUGUGACUGGGCAGGAGCUUUUUUCUCCAAACCCGAGAAUAGGUAGUAGUACCCCGGUGUACUUCAUCCAGCAGCUUCUUGACUUCACCCAAGCCUACGUCAUGAUCGUCGUUCUCUUACUCGGAAUCUUUGGCAACACGUUGUCCUUUGUGAUAUUUCUCCGAGUGAGGAAGCGGGCGGACGCCUGCGUCCAGUAUCUCAGUUGUCUCGCCGUGUCCGACACUGGCGUCAUUCUUAUCAUUGGGGUUACAGAUUGGUUCGCCUUUGGACUGAAACACAUCACAAACGGAGAGUAUGGAUUCAACUUGAUAUCAUACAGCGAUGCGUCAUGUAAAUCAGUAUCUGGUGUUUGGCAUUUCUUCGAGGUGAUAUCAGCAUGGAUUAUUGUCGCCUUUUCUGCAGAAAGAGCAUACGUCGUGUGGUUUCCGUUAAAGCGCGCGAACAUCACGCCAAAGUUGAGAAAGAUCGUGUUAUUUACAAUCGUUCUUGGUGCUGUUUUGCUGUGUAUACAACGGUUUUGGCUCAUGGAAAAUACCCAAGGGACCCCGUCGCUUUGCUUUUAUAAAACAGACCCUGUGUUAUCUGCAGUCCUAUGGCAAGUCGACAUAUCCGCAUACGCGUAUGUGCCUUUCUUUCUUAUUGUGCAAGCGAAUGUUUUCAUCCUCGUAGCGGUAAAUUUUUCCAAAAACAAUAAGUUAGGAAGCAAUAAAGGUAAAACCAUCCAGGAGGGGAAAUUGUUGGUUUCAUUAAUGUCUGUUUCUACCCUUUAUAUCGCCCUUGUUUUACCCGCAGCCGCCAUUUUCACGUAUCUAUCCCAGGCAGCGGGCACCCUAGGUGAAGACCGAGCACUUUUCCUGUGGUUUAUGGUCAAGUUCCUUACGCUCAUUAGUGUGAAUAAUUACUGCUUUAAUUUUAUAAUCUACGGAUGUACGCUGCCAUUUUAUCGGGAAGAGGUAAAGAGGAUGUUUUCACGAAACAGACAGAGUUAGAAGGACGUGUAUCUUGGUAAAGUGCCAUUGGAUCAAAUUUGGCAAAGGCCACAGGCCAUUGACGAUGAGAUGUUCUUGACACGAACAUUCUCUAUACUCUCUAUACGGUUAAAUGCACCUUUGGCAAAGGUCAAAGGCUAAGGUCAUUGGGCUAAAUAGAUGUAGAUGUAGAUGUAUAGAUACAAGAUGGGUGCUCAUUUUAGAACAUUUCGAAUGGUUAGAACACCAAACGCAGGUUUUUUCCCGACAAAAGCUGUGUAUCACCACUGAAUGACCAGCGACCAGUGAACCGUUUCAACUGUAGGCCUACAUACAGUAAGAGACGUUUUGGACGAGAUUGUCCUAACGUCGGUUAUACAAUGCCGCCAAAUGUAACAUUCGGCAUGUUGACCUCCGUGAGGGGCAAUAUUCAUAUAAACUGUAGCUUUCUUGGUGGGUUUACGGUUAUAUCAAUAAU
Messenger RNA from Lineus longissimus, 6247 nucleotides. Its product is annotated as FMRFamide peptide receptor frpr-18-like. The record is from RefSeq and is a predicted model, not a curated record. Gene Ontology annotation, cellular component: plasma membrane. Gene Ontology annotation, biological process: G protein-coupled receptor signaling pathway. Gene Ontology annotation, molecular function: G protein-coupled receptor activity. Bases 43 to 546 code for a protein of 167 amino acids. The transcript is spliced from 4 exons. NCBI's taxonomy places the organism in Eukaryota, Metazoa, Nemertea, Pilidiophora, Heteronemertea, Lineidae.